This is a messenger RNA of Acanthopagrus latus (yellowfin seabream), 2175 nucleotides long. Its product is annotated as ADP-ribosylation factor-like protein 4C. Lineage: Eukaryota; Metazoa; Chordata; Actinopteri; Spariformes; Sparidae. Gene Ontology annotation, cellular component: cytoplasm. The transcript has a single exon. Gene Ontology annotation, molecular function: GTP binding; GTPase activity. The record is from RefSeq and is a predicted model, not a curated record. Gene Ontology annotation, biological process: intracellular protein transport; endocytic recycling. The coding region runs from base 1191 to 1778 and encodes 195 amino acids.
CAGUGUGAAUGUUGCCUGUGAACAGUUCAUGUUCAGUUUUGUGUCUGCAGAGAAUCUCUCACUGCUGUGAAAUCCUCUGCUGCCCUCUAGUGGAGCUCAUGUUGAAGGUUCCUUCUCUCCAGAUGUUCCUCACAGUUCAGACGUGUUUUAUCUUCAGUUCGCUGCUUUUUCCUCCCAGAAUAAUCGACUUUCAGUGAGUUUUUCUCAUCCCUGAUUCUUGUGUUACAUUUUGUCUCAUGAUUAAUCAAAUUAAGCGUCUAACUGGUUAAAUAGAGGAGACAUAUAUGGGUCUAUAUGUGAUAAACUGAAGGACAAUUCUACCGUUUAUGUCCAAAUAAUGUAGAAUUCACAUUUACCCUCAUUUACACCAGCGUGGUUUGAUUUUCUUUAACAGCUUCUGCACACAAAAAAAAUAACUUUUUCAUAAAUCACAGUUAUUAACACUCACGUAGACCGACUGUGUGUGUUGAGUUUAACAACAUCACAUGUAAUAUUGAUUCUUCUACAUUAUAGACUCUCUACAGGGCCUGCAGAUGGUCCAAACGUCUUUAAAGGCUCGUCAGCUCACAGCACCAGAUGUUUUUAAUGUUUUUAAUCUCAAAGUCUUUAAAUGAAAUACUUAGUUAUGGGCCACACGUACAACAACAGAGAAAACAAAGCUACAGUUGGUCUCGAUCAAAUCUAAAAGAUGAAGAACAUGAAGUUGGAAGGCAGUGCAGGGGUCACAUGUGACCACUAGGUGUCAGAGUUUGAGCAGCUCUGUGCGCAGAGGAAACACUGCAGCACACACCUUUCAAAAUAAGUCCCUCCCGCAUAGAGGAGGCUUUUAUUUUGUCUUCACCGGAAGUCUUAUUUUGUAGUCGUCUGCCUGGCCUUGACGCAUCUUCUCAUGAGGCAGGUCCACGCGUCACACACCACCACUUUGUGUUGUGUGUUGCUACAUGGAGACAUGAUGUGACACUCGGCAGCGCGUAAUUUGCGCAUUUGGAGAUGUUCCGCUGUGCGCGCGCUGGUUCGGCUGCUGCUGUUGGAGCGAGUCCAGGGAUGCUGCCGGAGUGCCUCCGCGCAACGAGGGGCUGCGCCCUGCGCCUCUGCUGAGCGGACCAGACGUUUGAUUCGACUGCAUGGAUCACUCCCGGGACGUGUGAGCGUCUCCUGCGGUGCGCACUGACCCUCCUCCCCGCUGCAUCAUGGGGAACAGCUUCUCCAACCUGGCCGCCUUCACGUCCCUGCACAUCGUCAUGCUCGGUUUGGACUCUGCGGGGAAAACCACCGUCCUGUACCGGCUGAAAUUCAACGAGUUCGUCAACACGGUGCCCACCAUCGGCUUCAACACGGAGAGGAUCCGUCUGGGCGGCGCGGGGGCCUCCAGGGGCAUCAGCUGCCACUUCUGGGACGUCGGGGGCCAGGAGAAGCUGCGGCCGCUGUGGAAGCCCUACAGCCGCUGCACGGACGGCAUCGUGUACGUGGUGGACUCGGUGGACGCGGAGCGGCUGGAGGAGGCCCGCACCGAGCUGCACAAGAUCACCCGCUUCUCCGAGAACCAGGGGACCCCGCUGCUGGUCAUCGCCAACAAGCAGGACCUGCCGCGGGCGCUGGAUGUCGGGGAGAUCGAGAGGCAGCUGGCUCUGGCCGAGCUGAGCCCGUCCACCCCGUAUCACGUCCAGCCGGCCUGCGCCAUCAUAGGAGAGGGUCUGGACGAGGGCAUGGACAAGCUGUACGAGAUGAUAGUGAAGAGGAGGAAGUCUCUGAAGCAGAAGAAGAAGAGGAGGGAGUGAAGUCUGCGGAUGUGAGCAGAUUAUAUUCACGGUGAUGAAGGUGAAGCUGCAGAAACUCCAUUUAACAACACGCUCAUUUGACAAACAGCUGUAAUAUGAAUAAGAGUGAUGUGAUGCCAUGAUGAUGAUGAUGAUGGUGAUGAUGAAGGUGACAGAUCGUGUUGCUGGCAGCAGUGUGAACAGGACGGAUUCUCCUGGCACGGCUCCCUGCUGCGCACACACUGGUGUAAAUGUGAUGACUGACGCACACAGACGGUGUUACACCAAAGAUGAUUCCCCCGAGAAACAAACUCUCAUCCUUCCUCUCAUCCUUCGGUUCUGGAUGGUUCAGUUAAGGUCAUUUCUCAGCUGUAGCAGCGCUGUGGCAGAAAAAAAAUAAAUCUGAGGGAUAAAAAGA